UCAGUCUUGCACUGGUGUACCGGCUCCUCCCCUUCAGUCUUGCACUGGUGUACCGGCUCCUCCCCUCCAGUCUUGCAUAGGUGUUACAGCUCCUCCCCUUCAGUCUUGCACAGGUGUACCGGCUCCUCCCCUUCAGUCUUGCACAGGUGUACCGACUCCUCCCCUCCAGUCUUGCACAGGUGUACCGGCUCCUCCCCUCCAGUCUUGCACAGGUGUCCCCGGCUCCUCCCCUCCAGUCUUGCACAGGUGUCCCGGCUCCUCCCCUCCAGUCUUGCACAGGUGUCCCGGCUCCUCCCCUCCAGUCUUGCACAGGUGUCCCGGCUCCUCCCCUCCAGUCUUGCACAGGUGUCCCGGCUCCUCCCCUCCAGUCUUGCACAGGUGUCCCGGCUCCUCCCCCUCCAGUCUUGCACAGGUGUCCCGGCUCCUCCCCUCCAGUCUUGCACAGGUGUCCCGGCUCCUCCCCUCCAGUCUUGCACAGGUGUACCGGCUCCUCCCCUCCAGUCUUGCACAGGUGUCCCGGCUCCUCCCCUCCAGUCUUGCACAGGUGUCCCGGCUCCUCCCCUUCAGUCUUGCACAGGUGUCCCGGCUCCUCCC
Staurois parvus is the source of this 594-nucleotide messenger RNA. Lineage: Eukaryota; Metazoa; Chordata; Amphibia; Anura; Ranidae. The record is from the annotation of a GenBank genome assembly.